This is a messenger RNA of Notothenia coriiceps (black rockcod), 1994 nucleotides long. RefSeq names its product trans-golgi network protein 2 (gene tgoln2). Lineage: Eukaryota; Metazoa; Chordata; Actinopteri; Perciformes; Nototheniidae. The record is from RefSeq and is a predicted model, not a curated record. The coding region runs from base 132 to 884 and encodes 250 amino acids. The transcript is spliced from 4 exons.
UGGUUGGUACACGGAAGCAGAAUUAGUCAAAAGCUCCAACCUGUCAAUCUGUCCACGCGGAUAGAGUCGAGAGCUGAAAGGAGACAGAAUAAACACACUCGUUUUCGGUUUUUAAUCCUUUUUGAGACACGAUGCGGACUGCUUUCCUGCUGCUCACAACAUGUCUGUGUGUCUGCUUGGUCAGAGGUACACCAGUAACCAAGGACAAAGCAGUAGCAGGACCCAUUUCAUUACAGAAAACUCCAAACGUAGCUGCUUCUACUGUAACUGAAAAUAAAGAUGGGGGAAAAGGUAUUGGCGUCCCAGGAUCAAAAACACCAGAAGCAGAUGAAAAACCCACAGUAAAGCCAGACGGGGAAAAAGCGUCAGAUGUGACCAAACCGUCUAACGAAUCCACACAGGCUGACGGGGACUCUGGCAAGAAAGGACAAGACAACAACGAGACGAAUACAACAAGUGCGGAAAGCCACGAUGAUGAAAACAGCAAGAAAGGGACAGAUGGGAAUAACCAGGACCCUGGAGAAGGGAAGACAACACCCACUGUUAAGCCUGCAACCACAACGACAUCCGUGAAAGGAGAAACUGUGAAAGAAGCUGAAGACCUGUUACCCAAGGGAGAAGUAGAUAAUACCAAGCCAGGAGACGAAGGCAAUGAGAAUAAAUCACAAUUAGACGGCGCAAAUAAGGAACAAAUAGAAGAGGAUGUGGCGGAGAGCAGUCAUUUCUUUGCCUACCUUGUCUGUACAGCUGUGCUCGUGGCAGGGCUUUACAUCACUUACCACAACAAACGGAAGAUCUUUGCCUUUCUUUUGGAAGGAAAGAAAUACAGAUCUGCUCGUCGACCUAAAUCCGGAGACUACCAGAAGCUGGACCAGAGUAUGUAAUCUUAAGUCAUGAUCUGGAAGCCAUUGCCUUGAGCUGCUGAAAAAAACUAGGGGUGUGUGUAAGAAGAGGGUGAAUGGAUACUGGCGUUAUAUAUUUUCCUGGUUCUCUCUGCGUCGACUCCACCUUUGGAUAAAUUGACCUUAUUUUAUUCUAUACCAAUAGAUGCUUAUCACGUGACUAUGCAGGUGAAACUGUUGCCUUAUCGAGGGAAUUAGUGAGAUGCAGUGAAGGUAAAAUAAGCAUGCUGUUAUUGCACUUGUCGUUAUUCCACUUUAAAGGCGAUUUUGUCAUUUGACCUGGCUAAGGUUCGGACUCAGGAUAUUUAGGUAGCAGAGGAAAUUAUUAUCUGUUUGGAUUCCAGAUUUGUAUGUACAGUACAUUAUUGCACUGUGCACUAAAUAAGCCAUUUGUAAAUUACUGUCCGUGUACAAUUUAUUUGUGGUUAAAUGUCUCUGAGAAAAUAUAACAAGAGUUUUAGUUGAAUGUAACCUUUACUUUCCAAAUGAGAUGCUUGGACAAUAACAAUGCUCUCCCACUUGAACUGCCUAACGUUUGAUACUUAUUCAGUCUGUGCUUGAAGUGGUCCAUUUUGGAAAGGCUGUACUUUGCUUUCUUGCUAAGAGUUAUGUAAGAAGAUCAAUACCACUCUAAAACAUUUCCAGUAAAUAUGGCAAAAGGUUAGAUUAGGAUAGCAUACGUACUGGAAACAGAAAAACAGACAGCAUGGCUCUGUCAAACCUAAUACCACUUUCUAGUAGCUUUUUAAAGCUCACUUUCACUCUUUUCAUCUAACUUUUAGCUAGAAAGUGAAUAUCUCCCCAAAAGGUUGAACCAGCUCCUAAGAUGAAGGAAUAAUGUGUUGACUGCUGUCAGGGUUGGGUUUGUUAACGCAUCUUAAUUGAUCCGCAAUGAUAACAUGCAUAACUUGCAUUGCUGGAAGCUGCUGUCUGAUUCUGUAACUUCCUCUUUUGAUGAAUAUGUCUUACCUGUUACACUCGUUGCUUUGCAUGAUAUGUUGUAACCUUUAAAACGGUUUUCAAAGAGGAACGUUGGACAGGUGAUUUAUUGCUUUGAGUGUGCUAUUGGAAUAAACGUGACUGGGGAUAGUA